Chara braunii is the source of this 1897-nucleotide messenger RNA. The record is from the annotation of a GenBank genome assembly. Lineage: Eukaryota; Viridiplantae; Streptophyta; Charophyceae; Charales; Characeae.
GUGUUUCACUCAUCUGCUUCCAGUGGAGUUUGAACUCAGCGGGUCUGUGUGUACCAACUGAGUUAGGCCAGUUGGGCUUAUGUCUUUUUUUCCCCCUUCUUCUUGGCCGCAUAGAUGGCAGAGGAGGACGAGGGUUAGGAGGAGGACAUGGCGCAGGAAGGAGGAGAGAGAAGGGCGUGUGGCGGAGGGCCAGGAGGGCUGGCGAGGAGAGGGAUGGUGGAGCAGCAUGGAGAGGAACUGGCGGAGAAAGGGGAGGACGAGGAGGAGGAGGGAGGAGGAGGAGGAGCAGGUGUGGGAGAAAGUGGCAGAGAAAGGGGAGGAGGAGGAGGUGGUUGGCAGAAGAUAGGGGGGGGAGGAGGAAGAGCAGGUGUGUGCCACCGGCGUGGGAGGGGGGAGGGAGUAGGAGCAGGUGUGAGAGCAGGACAGAGAGCAGGUGGCAGAGGACGGGGAGGAGGAGGUGGAGGAGGAGGAGGAGGGCGCAGAGGAAAGGGUGGGAGGGGUAUGGCUGAGGCCGUGCGAUCUGCAGAGGUGGCAACCAGUGCUGCAAAUGCAUGCACGUCAAGGAUGGCAAGAGCAGAGGAGCAGGAGCAUCACGCGCAGCGUCAGCAGUGGCGACAGGAGGAGGCUGUGACCUGUCGGGCAGAUGAAAGGGAGUGCUUACUGAAAGGGAAAGACUUCUUGAGCUCAAAGAAGAUGUGGAGAGAAGAAGUCAUCGCACAGCGCAACGUUGAUAAUGCCAGAUGGUUGUGGCUUCGAUCUGCCGAGAAGAAUCGCAGAGAUGUAGAGGAACGAUCAGAACACCUACGCGGUGUCUCGGGAUUGGCGGGAAUCGUCACUAAUUUUACAAUGACCACACCUGUCGAGUUCCGCUUUGAUCACUUGAUCGUGCAUUCUGGUCUGAUCACCGCCUAUGGCGGAUCGACAGCCAUCGUGUCGGCCAUGAUGACCCAGGCGGUCAUUCUGUGUGUGUUCUUGUUGGGUUGCGUUCUUAAAGUUGGGAAGACGUACGUGAAGGAGGCCGAGGAGGAGGAGUUCAUGGCGAAUUGUUUAGCCUUCGUGGAGAAUCAACGGACCCAAAGCGAUGUGGAUGACCAUCUCCUCCAUGCUGCAGAAGGAGUACUGCAGGCUGUCUCGCCUGGGACCAGGACGGGGACCACGGCGACAGGGGUACUACAGCCUGUCUCACCUGGGACCAGGACUGGGACCACCGUGAGAAGGGUACUACAGCCUGUCUUACCUGGGACGAGUAGGAGGAACACGGUGAUGCCUCCUCUUCGCCCGGAAGCUGCAGUCAUCGUCGGGCGACCCUGGGGCCCUAGAUCUACGUUUGAGCGCUUUUGGAGCAUGCGGCUCGAGGACCAAUGGGAGUUGGCCUUUGCCUUGUUUGCGCUCGGCGUGUUCUUUUUCUUGUUUACCAUAUUGUUUAUGUUUUGGAUCAAGCUUCAUGACUUACUCAUGACAUGCCUCCUCGUCUCCUUCGUCGUCCUGGCGGUGGCUAUCCCUGCUUUCAUCUACGCUUACUUUACCUGGGGCCCUUACUUGCUGUGGACCCCCAAUUUUGACCAAUCCUCCGCCCCUCCAUCCCUUGAGGCACGGGGUUGUCUGCAGAGAGCAGGGCUUCCGUUUGCCUGGCACUUGCAUUCGUCGCAUCCUCCAGCGAUUCCUGAUCGCCCUGCUGUUCACAUCGAUGUUGCAGACGAGGCAAUUAGCGACCCAGAGAGCUCGGUGGCAGGCUUCUCAUCUGGUGCUUCCUCUUCCAUCUCCCCUUAGGCCCGUGGCAGCAAGACAUUCCAGAUCUUUUCCCCCUCGCCCGCUCAAUGGGAUAUCAGGUGGUAUGAAAUUGCGAAAGCUUGAAUUGGCAUUCAGCUGAACAUCUCAAUGAAGUUCAACGAACCUU